AUGUUUUCCAAUUUAUUGGAUAGAAUGGGCGCAUCGUCUCGCUCUUCUAGUAAGCACGAAAUAACGCGUGCCCCUUCAUCGGAAUCAAUCGAUACUUCAAUCACUGUCGACGACACCUCAAACUUAAAUUCCUCUACAUCUACACCUCCAACAAGCAUUGGAGACAAUGUUAGUGUCACUUCUGCCACCGGCAAGCCCGAGCCCAUUGUCGACGAGGCAUCAAUUGCACCCGAACACACAGAUAGACGAAGUCAGCGAGCACGCGCAAAGGUCGGAACCUACAAUGCUAAGAUUCUUGCCGGCACAGCCGUACACACCCCCAAGAAAUUUUUAAAGGACAAAAGCGCUCCAGAUAAUGAAGCACGGCGAAAAACUAUAUCAGGCGGCGAAUUGGCUGAUGCAUUGGGUCCGGCAAGUGCGUCUGCAGGCACUGUAGGAAAGAAUGCACAAAAGUUGGUCAGUGAGGGAAUUGAUGCUCUGGACUUGUCUUGGUCAGUCAAGAAAUUGCCUAAUUCAGCCAGCAAAAUCAAUCACAAAAGCCCUAAAAGUACUGCUGCUAAGAAGGAGGAUCUUUCUCGAAGAAAGUCUUUACGAUCAACACCUGGCGAGAAGGCGGAUGGGCCCACGAAGAAGAUUAGCUUACUAGGAAAGAGGGAUCGAAAGGAAAUGGAAGGAGGUCUUCAGAAGGCAAAGCGGGAGCUCAGAAACCUCGCAGACACGAAGGAGUUUGCAAAAAUCGAAACAGAGCCCGUCGUAUUGGAAGUCUGGAGUAACGGAAAGCUGGUGAAAAAGGAGUCGGCAAGGAAGAAGAAGAAGGCAGAGGAGGCCCAAUCUCAAGUCUCCGAGCCGGAGCCUACCAAGACCCCAGCAAAGAAAGUAGCGCAAGGUAGAAAAGAGAAAGCUUGGUUGACGAAGGGGCUCUACGCGGGACAGGAUCCGGCCAAUCUUGACUGGUUCAAAUCUUCUGGAAAUACAAAGUCGGCUUUUAGGUGGACUGGGAAGCCAAACAAAGCCCUGCCCUUACCCUUGUGGAAUGGCCAAAGAUUACUACACGGCAGCCUAAACCUACCGAGUGGUACAAGACUUUCUCAUAAUCGAUUCAUUGGAGAAGCUGGUUCAAUGUGGAAGAAGUCAAGCUUGUUUGAUAGUUUCUUCUCCAAGUGUAUCUGUAAACCCGAUGCAGGUUGUGAUGAAGAUUGUCAGAAUAGAAUCAUGCUUUACGAGUGCGAUGAUACCAAUUGUGGCGCAGGACGAGACAGUUGCACCAACCGUGCAUUCGCUGAACUCUUUAAUCGUCGUAAAGGCAACUCGUUCCGAAAAGGUGGCAACAAGUAUGAGAUUGGCGUUGAAGUUAUCAAAACAGCUGAUCGUGGCUACGGAGUUCGAAGUAAUCGCUGCUUCAACGCAAACCAAAUUAUCGUUGAGUAUACAGGGGAGAUCAUCACUGAAGACGAAUGUGACAGACGUAUGAAUGAAGACUAUAAAGAUAAUGAUUGUUAUUACCUAAUGUCAUUUGAUCAGAACAUGAUCAUUGAUGCGACCAGGGGUAGCAUUGCUAGAUUUGUUAACCAUUCCUGCAGACCAAACUGCAGAAUGGUGAAGUGGAUUGUGGAGGGCAAGCCGCGAAUGGCUCUGUUCGCUGGCGAUAAUCCCAUUAUGACUGGUGAUGAGCUCACCUAUGACUACAAUUUCGACCCAUUUUCGGCUAAAAACGUUCAAGCGUGUCGCUGUGGCAGUGACAAUUGUCGCGGUGUAUUGGGACCUCGACCAAAGGACCAAAAAGUCAUCAAGGCCACCACCAUUAAAGACGUUGUUAAAGCUGGCCUUAAGGCCGGCAAGCGAAAGCUUCAACAGAUGAUUGGUGAUGACGAAGACGACGAAGACGUACAGGUUCAAAAGAAGCGAAAGACGAAGACGGCCACAGGAGUCAAAUCAUCCAUAUCUAAAGCUACCACAAAUGUUGCAAAAACAGUCAAGAAAACGGUCUCUUCACAACUUUCGAACGCUCGCCAUGUAGUUGGCUCUAGCAAGAAAACAAUCAACGUUAGCCAAGCCACAGCCGGCUCACUCAAAACAUAUGGAAAGAAGCAGAUGAAGCUCUCUUCAAGCAGCAAAAAUUUAACUAUCGUUUCGCCAGAGAAAAGUCUCAAGGGCAAAGAAACGAGGAGAGAAAGUAUGACGAAAAGUAUAGCACCAAGUAGGCGUUCUACUAGACGAUCCAGCGAGUUUGAUGAUGCCAAUGAGAGUACGAUUCGAGUUGUCACUAACUUUGAAGGAGAAGAAGAAGAAGAUUAAAUGAGGGACCUGUAACCACGAUAAACACAAAUUUUGGCUGCAUUGUUAGAGGGUGUUGCUGCGCGCGGGGGGAAGGGGGGUUGCUAGGUUCGGAUUGGACACAUGGACUUUUAUCUUAUUUGGGCUGCUGGCAUGGCUAAAUCUUCAACGACUGGCGUAUGGCAUCUUUUUGUAUGAAUAUCUUCUAAUAGUUCCUCAACAUCAACUUUCGGGAUUUUUGCUUCAA
Molecule: messenger RNA, 2521 nt
Organism: Botrytis sinoallii
Lineage: Eukaryota; Fungi; Ascomycota; Leotiomycetes; Helotiales; Sclerotiniaceae
Exons: 4
Coding region: 1-2295 (764 amino acids)
Biological process (GO): regulation of DNA-templated transcription
Cellular component (GO): nucleus; chromatin
Molecular function (GO): histone H3K36 methyltransferase activity; protein binding
Source: RefSeq, a predicted model, not a curated record